Penicillium manginii is the source of this 1611-nucleotide messenger RNA. RefSeq lists its product as uncharacterized. Gene Ontology annotation, biological process: fructose 2,6-bisphosphate metabolic process; fructose metabolic process. The transcript has 2 exons. NCBI's taxonomy places the organism in Eukaryota, Fungi, Ascomycota, Eurotiomycetes, Eurotiales, Aspergillaceae. Gene Ontology annotation, molecular function: ATP binding; 6-phosphofructo-2-kinase activity. Gene Ontology annotation, cellular component: cytosol. The record is from RefSeq and is a predicted model, not a curated record. The coding region runs from base 1 to 1611 and encodes 536 amino acids.
AUGGCACAACACUCCGCUAUCGCGCGGUCGGCCAUAAUGACGUCUGCCUCGUCGCCAGAUUCUGCAGAGCUGGGCGAUCAGAGGAAUAUGAACCAACGACCCAACGGCUUCAGUUCGACCACUAGCGCCGCCGGGUCGGGCAAAGAAGGAUCAUUAAUGCCUCCUCCGAAAUCUGUGGUCGGUAGAGCGCUAGGUAAUGACCUGCAUUCCGAGAAAACAUCGCAGGCGCCCAAGGGCGGAGUCGGAACCGCCCUGACUGACACUCCGAUUUCUACCGCACCCCCGUCUCCACAGAUUACGGGUUUAAGCAACCUCAGUACUCCCAGCAGCCGAGUCCGGGCAACUACACUUGAUAUUCCCGGUUUGACCAAGUCCAAGGUCUCUCCUGAUGGCCGCAUUGCUCAACGUGAUGUCGGCGCAAAGCUUGUCAUCGUUAUGGUCGGCCUCCCGGCCCGCGGCAAAAGUUACAUCACCAAAAAGCUUGCUCGAUACCUGAAUUGGUUGCAGCAUGAUACCCAGAUCUUCAACGUCGGUGAACGUCGUCGUGUUGCCGCAGGCCGGUCACCUUCGCCAGCCAAACCUGGCCCAGACCAUGAGAAGAAGGCCAGCCCCAAUCUCCACAAGGACCUUCUCGACUCAGUGCGUCGGCUGAGCGUUAGUGUUGGAACUAUGAACCAAAAUGAAGCCUCGCCACCCGAGAGUGAGAAUGAGGCAACACUUCCACCGCCAGUUGUCCCGGCCAAGAUCCUUGUCAACGGCGAAGAGCCCGAGUCCAUCUCAAAGAACGGGAGUAUCGUCGUUCCUUCCACCGACACUGGCCCAGCCGACUCGAUUCAAGACGAAGAGGCAAUCAAUGAAGCUUCCCCAGAGCCCAUGGACCAGACUGCCAACUUUUUUGAUCCUCAGAAUCAACGUGCUGUCAAACUUCGCGAGCAGGUCGCUCUGGAUACCCUUGACGAGCUGCUCGAAUACAUCAUGGAAGACGGUGGAGCCGUCGGUAUUCUCGACGCAACCAACAGCACCAUGGAACGCCGCAAGGCCGUCGUCGACCACAUUCGCAAACGCGCUGGGCCUGAGCUUGGCAUCUUGUUCCUGGAGAGUAGUUGCGUGGACAAAGAUUUGCUAGAGGCCAACAUGCGCCUGAAGCUCUCCGGACCAGACUACAAGGGGCAAGACCCCGUCAAAGCCCUAGAGGACUUCAAGAAGCGAGUUGCCCUCUACGAGAGAUCAUACGUGCCGCUGGGCGAAUACGAGGAGAAAAACAAUAUGGCCUACAUCCAGAUGAUCGAUGUUGGCCGCAAGGUCGUCUCCCAUCAAACUCAUGGUUUCCUCUCUUCACAGGUCGUUUACUACUUGCUCAACUUCAAUCUGUCUCCCCGCCAGAUCUGGAUCACAAGACAUGGCGAGAGUGUAGAUGACGCGGCCGGCCGCAUCGGCGGAGACUCCGGUCUUAGCGAGAAUGGCAAGCGCUUUGCCAGUGCCAUGACUCGCUUCAUCGACCACCAGCGACGGCAGUGGGAGAUCUACCAGCGCCAAAAGGACCUGGUAGCACACUUCCCACCUCGACCUGGUGACAGCACGCCCCCCCAACCCGUCCUGGAUCCCCCGUGA